AUGGACCUGCACCAGCUGUACUUGGACCGCCUCAGACAGCGCGAUCGUAUAGAGGGCAACUUUUGCUACCUGUUCGAGGCCGCCGUUGUGCUAGAAACCGCACAACCGCCGCAGGACAGCCGCGACCUGGUCGCAAAGAGCCUACGCGAGGAGCUCCAUGCGCACGAGCAAGAGAUCCACAAGCUCAAGGACAUCGUGCAUCUGCGCAGCAAAGAUGCGGAAAAGCUGAACGACGAGAUCAUCAGCCUGAACAUCGAGAACAGCCUCCUGCAGGAUAAGCUGACCGCGUUGCAGGCAGAGUACGACAAGCUGAUCCAGCGCUGGCUCGCAAAGGCCCAGUCGGAGGCUGACGCGAUGAACCAGGGGCUGGCCUGA
Molecule: messenger RNA, 375 nt
Organism: Eremothecium gossypii ATCC 10895
Lineage: Eukaryota; Fungi; Ascomycota; Saccharomycetes; Saccharomycetales; Saccharomycetaceae
Gene: ATG16
Product: Atg16p
Exons: 1
Coding region: 1-375 (124 amino acids)
Source: RefSeq, marked provisional